GGAUGUAGAAAUCCUCAAGAAACACAAACUCAUUUUCGUUUAACCCUAAAAAAACACAUCCGCCGAUGAAGAUUAUUGAAAGGUGAAAAUUUUCUACAUCAUGUCUUUGCCGGGAAAUCGGACCAGGGUGCUCUGCAAGUUCUUUGCUCAUGGAGCAUGCCUGAAAGGGGAGCAUUGUGAGUUCUCACAUGACUGGAAGGACCCGGCCAAUAACGUGUGCACCUUUUAUCAAAAAGGAGCUUGUGCAUAUGGUAGCCGUUGCAGAUAUGACCAUGUUAAGGUCUCUCAACGGCAAACUUCUGCAUCGUCAUCCGCAUAUCCUUACCAAUUUGCUGAUUCGGAAUCUGUUAAUGCAUCUUCGGCAUCUGCAACUGCAGUGCCAGGUGUGAUUGGGGAGCUUUCUGCUUCAAGUAGACCUUAUAUAUCUCCUGCAAAACCUGCAUGGGGUGAAGGUUCUGGGCAGGAUGAUUUGUUAAAUGAUGUUAUUGGGCAAUCAAGGAGUACUAAUCCCGCAGACAUUGUGAUGUGUUCAUUUGCUGCUGCUGGUAGUUGUCCUCGUGGAGAAAAUUGCCCUCAUGUCCAUGGGGAUUUAUGCCCUACAUGCAGAAAACAAUGCUUGCACCCCUUCAGACCAGAUGAGAGGGAGGAACAUAAAAAAAGUUGCGAGAAGAAGCAUAAGCAUCUUGAGGCGUUAAAACACAGUCAAGAAAUAGAAUGCAGUGUUUGCCUUGAACGUGUACUUUCAAAGCCAACAGCAGCUGAGCGGAAGUUUGGGUUGCUAUCAGAAUGUGAUCAUCCGUUUUGUAUAUCAUGCAUCAGGAAUUGGCGCAGUAGUUCCCCAACAUCUGGAAUGGAUGUGAAUUCUGCUUUAAGGUCCUGCCCCAUAUGUAGGAAACUUUCGUACUUCGUUAUUCCUAGUGUGAUUUGGUAUGCAACAAAAGAUGAGAAGCAGGAAAUUGUAGAUAGCUACAAAGCAAGACUCAGGUCUAUUGACUGCAGGCACUUUGACUUUGGAAAUGGGGCGUGCCCAUUUGGAACGAGUUGUUUUUACAAGCAUGCAUACCGUGAUGGUCGUCUAGAAGAAGUGGUUUUGCGUCAUCUUGGGGAUGAAGAUGGACAGACUGUAAUUGCUAAAGAUAUUAGGCUGUCAGACUUCCUCAACCGAAUGCGCAUAAGGUGAAAAAUGCUGUCUAACUUCCAGGGUCUCUCUCCCCCUCUCGUGGCAUUCUGGACGUGGAUUGCUUGCUAAAGGAAGUUUGCCAUACUAUUUUCCUGUUUCACCCUUUUGUUACUAAAGAACAGAGAUUUCAACCAACACUACAGUUAGACUUGUCUGUUUAUAUUUUUGAAAAACUAUUCUUUUCUCUUGUCAAAUUCCUUUUAUUGGCAAUAUAAUAAUUUUUGCUAAAAGUAAUUUGAACAUAGGCCAACAUGGCGUCCACGAAUGCUAACUAAAUUCGAUUGAUUGUAGUUUAAGCAUUUACUUGCUUGCAUAAAAUUAUGGGAGAUUGUAUGAGAAAACAAGUACCUUCCAUAAGGACAGUGGCAGAACAUGGUCAUCGUAAUUGGGGGUGCCAAGAAAUAGCAUUAUAACUAAAAGUAAGAAUGCGAAAAGGUUCACAUAGGUAAGUCUCAAACAUGAAACAUUCCCAUUAUUAGCAUUAUUCCCGAACCAACUGAGCUAAGAGGCCAAGAUGUCAUAUUACGCUU
Cynara cardunculus var. scolymus (artichoke) is the source of this 1710-nucleotide messenger RNA. Its product is annotated as putative RING-type E3 ubiquitin transferase C3H69. Gene Ontology annotation, biological process: protein polyubiquitination. The transcript has 7 exons. Bases 101 to 1180 code for a protein of 359 amino acids. Gene Ontology annotation, molecular function: metal ion binding; ubiquitin protein ligase activity. NCBI's taxonomy places the organism in Eukaryota, Viridiplantae, Streptophyta, Magnoliopsida, Asterales, Asteraceae. The record is from RefSeq and is a predicted model, not a curated record.